Molecule: messenger RNA, 2976 nt
Organism: Adineta steineri
Lineage: Eukaryota; Metazoa; Rotifera; Eurotatoria; Adinetida; Adinetidae
Source: the annotation of a GenBank genome assembly
AUGAGUACGGUCAAAGAAUUUGUUCUUCUACGAAUGAAUCAUCGUCUAUUAAGCGAACACAUCGAAUACAUCAAUCAACCAAAUGUUCAUGCUCAUAUUAUCGGUUAUGCUCAAGAACCACUUCUUCCACUUGAUGCUGCGUGCGCACCAUUGGGCAAUAUUGUUGAAAAUCUUUCAACAUACGUUUUAGUUGCUUUGAAGGAAACUCCAAUUAUUCCGAAUGAUGGUUUAACUCGUGAUGAAUCAGCUUCAAUUCGUCUUUACACGAUGGAGUGGGGUGAUGGACAGAUUAGUCUCUAUAAACUUCUUAAUAGAGCUCUUAAAUCAGCUGAUCGCAAUGACUUACAACCAUGGUUUAAAUAUCUCAAACUUUUUCUUACUGCACUAGUUAAAAUACCAUGUUCACCUCCACAGACUAUCUGGCGUGGAGUUCGACACAUUGUUAGUAACGAUUAUCUACGUGGUACUCAGGUGACAUGGUGGAACUUUUCAUCAUGUACAACAACACUUACUGUGCUAGAAAACGAACUAUAUUUGGGCGCUGUAGGAGAAAGAACUCUGUUCUCCAUUGAAGUCUUCAAUGGUAGAAAUAUUCGCUAUCAUUCACAUUUUGGUGACGAGGAUGAAAUGCUCAUGUUGCCAGGAACUCAAAUGGAAGUACUCUCACAAAUGAGAUCGGCACCUGAUCUUUAUAUUAUUCAUUUGAAACAGACAAUGCCCAACGAAAUGUUACUUGAACCUCCGUUCGAAGGUGCACUUCUUUAUCCAGAGAUUAUCCUACCAAAACAUUGGUAUCAGAAGAAGAAAUUCUACAUUCCAAUCAGUUUAAUAACGGUAUUAUUAAUCCUGGGAGUUGUUAUUGGUACUGUUCUGGGAAUAAAAUUAAACGCACAUAAAGCUAAAUGUAAUUACACAUUAACUAAUCAAGUGACCUACACAACCGGAAGUCGUCCAAUAUUUGUACUAGCUGCUGAUGUAAAUGACGACGACAAACCUGACAUUAUUGCCGCAAACUUUGAUGCAAAUAAUGUUGAAGUUCUACUUAAUACAGGUGAUGGUAGAUUUAGUGCUCAGAAGACAUAUUCGACUGGUUUGAAUCCAAUUUCACUGGCAAUAGCUGAUGUCGACGGUGACACCAAACCGGACAUUAUUGUUGCAAACAUGGGUGCAAAUAGUAUCGGUGUCCUCAUUAAUGUUGGUAAUGGAACUUUUGCUACUCAAACAACAUAUGCAACAAGUGCUAAACCGCGAUCUGUGACCGUAGUCGAUGUGAAUAAUGAUACUAAAUUAGAUAUUAUUGUUGCAAACUAUGGUGCGAAUAAUAUUGGUGUCUAUCUUAAUGUCGGUGAUGGGAAGUUUACUAUUCCAACGAAUUAUUCAUCUAGUUCUGGUCCGAUAUGUGUGCAAGCAGCUGAUGUUAAUGGUGAUAAUAAACCAGACAUUAUUGUUGUAAACUAUGAUUCAAACCAACUCGGUGUUCUCAUCAAUGCUGGGGACGGUACGUUUCUUGCUUCUCAAACAAAUAUAACAAACGCUAAUCCGAUUUCAAUGGCUGUAAUCGAUGUGAAUGGUGACAACAUGGCAGACAUUAUUGUCGCAAACUAUGGUGCCAAUAAUGUUCAAAUUUUCUUAAACAAUGGUAACGGUACAUUUACUACUAAAUAUUCCUAUCUCACUGGCAGUUUUCCGUACUCAGUUGUAGCCGCUGAUAUCAAUAAUGAUAAGAAAGUAGAUAUCAUUAUAAUAAACUACGGUGCCGAGAACUUUCGUAUUCUUUUAAACAAUGGAAAUGGUACGUUUGCUUCAAAAGAUACGUAUGAAACUGGCUCGGGCUCUGAACCUGUCUCUGGAGCAGCAAUAGAUGUAAAUGGUGACAAUCUAACAGAUGUUAUCGUCGCAAACUCGGCUGUAAGCAAUAUCGGUGUUUUUAUUAAUGCGGGCGACGAAACCUUUUCGGAUGUAGCAUCCUAUACAUCUGGUUCUAGUCCAAAUUCAGUGGCUGGAGUUGAUGUUAAUAACGACGGCUAUCCUGACAUUAUUGUCGCAAACUUAGAUGCAAGUAAUGUCGGUGUUCUUCUCAAUGCUCGUAACGGCACAUUUUAUGCUCAAACGACCUAUUCAACCAGUGGCAACCCCAAUUUUGUGGUCGUAGUCGAUGUCAAUAAUGAUAACAAACCGGAUAUUAUUGUUGCAAAUGGAGAUGCAGAUAACAUUGGUGUUCUGUUAAACAGAAACAAUGGUACUUUUCCUAAUGAAAAUACCUAUUCGUCAUACUCUACUCCGGUGUAUCUGACAGCAAUCGAUGUCAAUAAUGAUAACAAAUCAGAUAUUAUUGUUGCAAAUUACGGUUCAGAUAAUGUCGGUGUUUUUCUCAACAGAGGCAACGGUACAUUUGCCGAUCAAGUGAGUUAUUCAUCAGGUUCUCGUCCGAUUUGUGUGACAGUAAUCGAUGUUAAUGGUGAUGGAAUGCCUGAUAUUAUUGUUGCUAACUACGGUGAUGAAACGGUCGGCAUUCUUCUGAAUAUUGACAACGGUACAUUUACACGUCAAACGGUCUAUGCAACUGGUCACAAGAUGUAUUCUCUAGCAGCAGGUGAUAUUAAUAGAGACAGUAAACCUGAUAUCAUUAUAGCAAAUUUCGAUGUCAGCACUAUAAGUAUUCUUCUCAAUACACACCAGGGCAAAUUUAUUUUACAGACCACUAAUUAUUCAACAAGUAGUUAUCCGAUCUCAGUCGCAGCUGUUGAUUUCAAUGCAGAUUCUAAAAUUGAUAUUAUUGUAGCAAAUUACGCUGCAGAUAACGUAGAUGUCUUUCUCAACAAUGGUCAGGGUAUAUUUAACACUCGAACAUCCUAUCCAACUGGUCAUUUGCCGAGAUGUGUAGCAAUAUCCGAUGUAAAUAAUGAUAAAAAACCCGACAUUAUAGUUGCAAACUAUGGUGGACAGAAUGUUAGUGUUCUUUUAGGUAUUUGUUAA